AUGUCUCUGCGGCUACACGAAUUCAGCGAAGGUGCUGACUGGUCGUCAUGGAUCGAACGCCUGGCAUUCUACUUCGAAGCCAAUGAAAUCACCCAACCGACGAAGAAACGGGCUUUUCUCCUAAGCCAAUGUGGUGAGCGGACAUACCAGACAAUACGAGCCCUUGUCCACCCUCGACUUCCAGCCGAAGUGGAUUAUGCCGAACUUGUGCAAAUUCUGAGUGGACACUUCGACCCUAAGCCUACCGAACUUCUGGGACGCUGCAAGUUCCACAAACGGGAUCAACUUCCCUCGGAAUCUAUUUCGCAGUACGUGACGGAGCUUCGAAGUAUUGCGAAGGAAUGUAACUUCGGAACACCAGCAGCGAGGCCUCUGCAAACCACUGCAGAGUCAGGCGAUGCAGUAGCCACGCCGGUCGACCCCGUUCCAGCGCUGGACACGUCGCUACCUCUCAAAGUAAUGUUGAGAGACAGGCUGAUUUGCGGAGUUCGAGACCCAGCGCUUCAACAGCGUCUACUCACAGAACGGAACAUUACCUUCGAACGCGCUCUGGACCUAGCCUUGGCUGCGGAAUCCGCUUUAAACCAGCAGGCCCACAUCAAAGGAAUGGGGGGACUCUCAGCAAAUUAA
Messenger RNA from Ornithodoros turicata, 630 nucleotides. RefSeq lists its product as uncharacterized. The record is from RefSeq and is a predicted model, not a curated record. Bases 1 to 630 code for a protein of 209 amino acids. NCBI's taxonomy places the organism in Eukaryota, Metazoa, Arthropoda, Arachnida, Ixodida, Argasidae. The transcript has a single exon.